Polyodon spathula (Mississippi paddlefish) is the source of this 2716-nucleotide messenger RNA. It is a transcript of the gene brox, whose product is annotated as BRO1 domain and CAAX motif containing. The transcript is spliced from 13 exons. NCBI's taxonomy places the organism in Eukaryota, Metazoa, Chordata, Actinopteri, Acipenseriformes, Polyodontidae. The coding region runs from base 149 to 1384 and encodes 411 amino acids. The record is from RefSeq and is a predicted model, not a curated record.
GCAGGACGUCAUUCACUGGCGAAACACAGGAAGAAGGUUGAGUUAUUUUGUUUUGUGUUUAUUUCCUGGAUUGAUUGGCUAAAAGAAAAGGUUUGAUAGCGUACUUUUCACUCAACUAGAAGAAGAAAUACUGUAGCUGUUCCAAGCCAUGACGCAUUGGUUUCACAGAAAUCCUUUGAAGGCCACCGCGCCUGUUUCCUUCAGUCUGUAUGGAGUAGCUGCAAGUACUGGUGCUAAUAAGAUAUGCAAUGACCUGAAGUCAGCACGAGCACGGCUGUUAGAACUGUUAACAGAUGUCACCGCUAAUGCUGAAAUGAUGAAAAAUGCUACAGAUGCAUACUUCUCACUUCUACAAGGCUUCAUACUUUCUCUGGAUGGUACAACACAGGAAAACAAGCUGCGCUUCAUUCAGAAUUUUAAAUGGACUGACACCUUGCAAGGGAACACUCCAAGUGCACAGCAGGAUGCAGUGUUUGAGCUUGUCUCAAUGGGGUUUAAUGUUGCUUUGUGGUACACAAAGUUUGGGUCUAGAAUGGCCGGAAAAGAAGAUAUAACAGAGAACGAGGCAAAAGAAGUUCACAGAAGCCUGAAAACUGCAGCUGGCAUCUUCAGACACCUUAAGGAUAGCUACAUACCUCGGCUUAUCACUCCUGCAGAAAAAGGAAGAGACCUAGAAGCUCGAGUUAUAGACACCUACAUUGUCCAGUGCCAGGCAGAAGCACAAGAAGUGACCAUUGCCCGGGCAAUUGAACUCAAACACAAUGCAAGUCUUAUAGCAGCUCUGGCCUAUGAAACAGCCAAUUUCUACCAAAAGGCUGAUCAUACCCUUACUUCCCUGGAGCCUGACUACACUGCAAAAUGGAGAAAGUACCUGCAGUUGAAACAGUGUUUCUAUAUGGCAUAUGCGUACUGCUACCAUGGACAGACUCUUCUAGCAAGUGACAAAUGUGGAGAAUCGAUCCGAUCUCUACAAGAGGCAGAGAAGUUCUAUGGCAAAGCAGAGGAUCUGUGUAAAGAGUAUAGGCAGACCAAGGGACCAGGAAGUACAGCCAAGCCAUCAGAGCAACUCUUCUUCAGGAAAUUAGGGUCUUGGAUCAAAAACACACUGGAGAAAUGUCAAAGAGAAAAUGGAUUCAUAUAUUUCCAAAAGGUUCCUCCAGAAGCUCCCCAGUUGGAAUUGAAGGCCAAUUAUGGGCUUGUGGAACCAGUUCCAUUUGAAUUUCCAGCUCUUCAUCCUCAGUGGUCACCAGAAGUAUAUGCUUCAUUUGACCUCACUAAAGGGUUAAAGGAUGAAAAGGCCAAACCUAAACAAGAGGAUGAAAUAAAGCCAAUCAAGGAACCUGAUCUGAAGCCCCAGAAAGACACUGGAUGCCUUAUUUCCUAAGAUUAUAAAACUCUCAUCAUCUAUACAAAGUAUGCAACUUUAUCAAAGAGAAACACUGACAACCUACUACUAUUACUGCAUUGUAAAAAUCAUUUGUCCUACUUUUCAUGGUUAUGGUUAUCUAAACUUGUAUUCUGUUUAAGCCAGAUAGGGACCAGAUAUUGUAAAUUUUAACUUCUGCUCAUACAAUAUAAAUAAUAAUCUUGAUAACAUAUUUGAGAAAGGCAUGUAUGAAAUUUCAAUGUGUGUAUCAAUAUCAUUUAAAUUGGUUUGUCAUGGUUCCUUGCUUAUACUUUUUAUGGUCUUCAUAUUGAUGUGAUUUUGACAUAAUAUUAAGCAAACAUAUAAUUCCUAUUCAUGCUAUUUAAUCAAUGUUAUUAUAAUAUGUUGUGGACUCUGAGAAAGGAUGUUGUUUCAGAGCUGAUUUCUUUCUCACAAUUCGGUAGUAUUUUUAGGAAUUGUUUAAUACAUGGCGUCUAUCUUAUAAUUGAAUCUGUCAAAAAAAAAAACCACCUAAAUCUAAAAACAUUUCAUUAUUUCACAGAAUUUUACAACUACGACGAGAGAAAAAAAAGAAAAAAAAAAAAUCUUAGGUAGCCCCCAGAAAAGAGGGAAUUUGGGAAUGUCUGUUUCAAUUCGAUACAUUUGUCAAUAUUUAAAAUUCCUGUGGAAUCUGAGUCCAUGAGCACCUUUGCAAUGUGGAGGAAAUUUGCCUCAAGGUUCAUGGUAGAAUUCACUGUAGUCUCACCGAAUACAGUUGGCUUUUGAAUUUGUUUUCUUUUUAAGUCUUUCCACAGUGCAGAAGUUGCACCAUGUUUUUGGUAUAUGUUUAUGGAUUUUUCAGUACAAUAAUGAAAAGUGUUUAAUUUAUAAACAAUGGUGUUUAGGGGGUUUCUUUAUGAAUUUUUUAUGUGAAGGGUUAAACCCCUUUUUAAAAUUGUUGAAACAAACCAUUUUUUUCCACACUCCGUAAUGCUGUGAUUUAAUUUCUUUUGACCAUCAUGACAUGGAGAUAGGCAAGCUGAAUGUGUAUUAUUAAUUUACUUGGUAGUUAUGCAGUAAACAGUUUUCAGCAAUUUGAUAACAUGCUUCAAUAUGUAAUACAUGAAGAACUGUCAUUAAUAUUGUAUAUUUUAAAAUAGCUCCAUAAUGUGUCAAGCAAGAAAAAACAUUAAUGGCUUUCUUUUUCAUAGUGUGUUUAGUUUUAAACCAUGCACUUUGACUUUUUGCAAUGUUUUACUUCCACAUCCCUGUACAUAGUUACGUGAUUAUUGCAAACUAUAGUACAGUUCUGUAUUUACAGGUACAUGAAUAAACUAACAAAAAGUAAAA